Messenger RNA from Zootoca vivipara (common lizard), 5433 nucleotides. The record is from RefSeq and is a predicted model, not a curated record. NCBI's taxonomy places the organism in Eukaryota, Metazoa, Chordata, Lepidosauria, Squamata, Lacertidae.
AGCAGCAGGUGAGGCACUACGAGCAACAGCCGAGUGCCAACCGCAGCUGCGUGGGAAACAGCAGCCGCUCCAGGCUCGGCACAUCUGCCCUUUUCUAAUCUCACAUCCAGCAUUGUACUGUCCUGUUGUUGUUGCUCUCUUGCAAUCAAAUCCAUUGGUCUGUUGAUAGGUGAGGAUGCUUCCUGCACACGCUUCUCCAGUGGGUGGACCUUUUGGAAACGAGAAGAUCUCUGAAAAGUAAAAAACGAUGUCCUCAUGGCAUGGCAUUGGAGAGCUUUCUCUACAGAGCCAUCUAGAUUGCUUUGGGCAGGUACUGGGACCCUGUGGAAACUAAGCUGGUGUUAUAAUGCUCUGUAGAAAGAAGAAGUUUGUAGAGGAGAAGCGGAGAGUGAAAGCCAAUAAUCGUGAAUAUAAUGAGAAAUUUCAGUACGCAAACAAUCGCAUCCAAACAUCCAAGUACAACAUUCUGACCUUUUUGCCCAUCAACUUGUUUGAGCAGUUCAAGCGGGUUGCCAAUGCCUACUUCGUGUUCCUCCUGAUUUUACAGUUGAUUCCAGAUGUAUCCUCUUUAUCAUGGUUUGCUACCAUUGUUCCUUUAGCGCUGGUUUUAACCAUUACAGCUGCCAAAGAUGCCACAGACGACUACUUUCGCCACAAAAGUGACAACCAGGUGAACAACCGGCAGGCUGAAGUACUCAUUGAUGGCAAAUUGCAGAAAGAAAAAUGGAUGAAUGUGAGAGCUGGAGACAUCAUUAAAUUGGAAAAUGACCAGUUUGUGGUGGCUGAUCUGUUACUCCUUUCUAGCAGUGAACCACAUGGACUAUGUUACAUCGAGACCGCAGAGCUUGAUGGCGAAACCAACCUAAAAGUGCGACAGGCUUUACCCGUGACCUCAGAACUUGGAGAUGACAUUACCAGGCUUGCAGAAUUUGAUGGAGAAGUUGAGUGUGAACCUCCUAAUGGAAAACUGAAUAGAUACGCAGGAGUUCUUUCCUGGGAUGUGAACAAAUACUGCCUUAAUAAUGAAAUGCUGCUGUUACGAGGUUGUAUGUUGAGAAACACUGAGUGGUGCUUCGGAAUGGUUAUUUUUGCAGGCCCUGACACCAAGUUAAUGCAGAACAGUGGCAAAACUGAAUUGAAACGAACAAGCAUUGAUCGCCUGAUGAAUACUUUGGUAUUGUGGAUCUUUGGACUAUUAGUAUUCAUGGGAAUCAUUCUGGCAAUAGGAAAUUCAAUUUGGGAGCAUCAGAUUGGAAUCCAUUUCAGAAUUUACCUGUCUUGGAGUGCAGUGGUGAAAAGUCCUAUAUUUUCAGGAUUUCUGACGUUUUGGUCAUACGUUAUCAUACUAAAUUCGGUUGUACCCAUUUCCUUAUAUGUAAGUGUGGAAGUGAUUCGGCUUGGACAUAGCUACUUCGUCAACUGGGAUAAUAAAAUGUAUUAUUCCAAAGAAAACACACCCGCUGAAGUUCGGACCACAACUCUCAGCGAAGAACUGGGGCAGAUUGAAUACAUUUUUUCAGACAAAACAGGGACCCUCACUCAAAACAUAAUGACUUUUAAUAAGUGCUCUAUCAAUGGGAAAGUAUAUGGUGCAGUCGGCCAGAAAACACUAAUCGAUGAGAAGAAAACGCCUGUGGAUUUCUCGUUCAAUCGGCUAGCCGACAGAAAAUUUCACUUUUAUGACCACAGCCUAGUUGAAUCCAUUACAAUGGGAGACCCAGAAGUCCAUGAAUUCUUUAGGCUGCUUUCUCUCUGCCAUACAGUCAUGUCUGAAGAGAAAACCCCAGAUGAAUUGAUUUACCAAGCACAAUCGCCAGACGAAGGCGCUCUGGUGACGGCUGCCAGGAACUUUGGCUUCAUCUUCAAGUCUCGAACGCCUAAGACCAUCACAGUGGAAGAAAUGGGCAAAGUUGUCACUUACCAGCUGCUGGCAAUUUUGGAUUUCAAUAACACCAGGAAAAGGAUGUCUGUGAUAGUUCAAAACCCUGAUGGACAGAUAAAGCUUUACUCAAAGGGAGCAGAUACUAUUUUAUAUGAAAGGCUUCAUCCAUCUAGCAAAGCUCUCAUGUCUUUAAUGUCAGACCAUCUUGCGGAGUUUGCUGGAGAAGGCCUUCGGACUUUAGUUCUGGCUUACAAAAAUGUGGAAGAAGAGCAAUUUCAGGAGUGGCUUGAAGUUUAUCAGAAGGCCAGCAGUUUGCAAGAUAAUAGGGAUGAACUGCUCACUUCGGCAUAUGAAAGCAUUGAGAGAGACCUGAAGCUAUUGGGAGCCACAGCUAUAGAAGAUAAAUUGCAAGAAGGAGUUUCAGAAACCAUUGAACGCUUAUCGCUAGCAAACAUUAAGAUCUGGGUACUAACAGGAGACAAACAAGAAACGGCCAUGAACAUUGGUUAUUCCUGCAACAUGCUUACUGAUGCCAUGGAUGAGAUUUUCAUAGUAGAGGGUCACACAAAAGCAGAAGUAUGUGAAGAACUAAGGAAAGCACAAGAUCUUAUUUUGGGGCUGAGCAAGGACAUUUCUGAUGGACGUGCUUAUGAUGAAAAGCUCCAAGAAUCAACACAAAACUUGGAAGGAACUGUCGCUUCUGAUUAUGCCUUAGUAAUAAAUGGACAUAGCCUUGCUCAUGCACUUGAGGCUGAUCUGGAAAAUGAGUUCGUGGAAGUUGCGUGUGCUUGUAAAACUGUGAUCUGCUGCAGAGUCACUCCCUUGCAGAAAGCGCAGGUUGUGGAGCUGGUUAAAAAGCACAAGAAAGCCAUCACCUUGGCCAUAGGAGAUGGAGCCAACGAUAUUGGCAUGAUAAAAAGUGCCCAUAUAGGUGUUGGCAUCAGUGGCCAGGAAGGCAGUCAGGCCAUUCUGAACAGUGAUUAUUCUUUUGCUCAGUUCAGAUACCUUCAAAGACUCUUGCUUGUUCAUGGCAGGUGGUCAUACUUCCGGAUGUGCAAGUUCUUGUGUUACUUCUUCUACAAAAACGUUGCCUUCACUCUGGUCCAUUUCUGGUUUGGCUUCUUCUGUGGCUUUUCAGCCCAGACUGUUUAUGACCAGUGGUUUAUCACCCUCUUCAACAUUGUAUAUACUUCUCUGCCUGUACUAGCAAUGGGAUUGUUUGAUCAGGAUGUCGAUGAGCAGAGCUGCCUCCAUUUCCCAAAGCUGUAUGAACCUGGGCAAUUAAAUCUCUUGUUCAACAAGCGCAGAUUUUUCAUCUGCAUAGCACAUGGAAUCUACACGUCGGUUGUUCUUUUCUUCAUCCCCUAUGGUGCUUUUUAUGAUGCAGUUGGAGAAGAUGGGAACCAUAUUGCCGACUACCAGUCUUUCGCAGUCACAGUCGCAACCUCUUUGAUCAUAGUGGUCAGUGUUCAGAUUGCACUCGAUACCAGCUAUUGGACAGGAAUCAAUCACUUCUUCAUCUGGGGUAGCAUCGCUGUGUAUUUUGCCAUUUUGUUUGCAAUGCACAGUGAUGGCAUUUUUUAUUUAUUUCCCAACCACUUCCCUUUUGUAGGAAAUGCUUGGAACUCCUUGGAGCAGAUAAAUGUUUGGCUCAUCAUUCUCUUGACCACUGUAGCUUCCGUUGCACCUGUGAUAGCGUUUCGUUUUCUGAAGGUGGAUUUGAACCCAACAUUGAGUGAUCAGGUACAUAUUUUGAACAGGGCUCAGAAGAAACAGAGUCCAUUACCGGUCCAGAUUCACCAAACGCACAGAGCUAGCUCGCGGAGAUCGGCUUAUGCCUUUUCUCACCAAGAAGGCUUUGGGGAACUUAUAACAUCUGGAAAGAAUAUGCGUGUCAAUAAUAUACAUUCAGUAUUUGGGAUAGGAAAAACUAUGCAGAAUAGCUGGAUUGAGAACUUGCGCAAGAGAACAUCGGAGUGUGAAAUUCAGCUGAGAAAGAACUGUAAGACUAUAAAUCAUUGAGUAUGUGGAACAAAAGAGUGUGCUAUUGUUGCACAGAAUACUUACACUCUAUUUAUCUACUUGCAUUGGCGUGCUUUCAGACAGCUAGGUUGACAGGAGCUGGGACAGAGCAACAGGAGCUCACUCCGUUGUGGGAUUUGAACCACUGACCUUCUGAUCAGCAAGCCCAAGAGGCUCAGUGGUUUAGACGACAGCGCCACCCACGUCCCUACAUAAGAGGCAAAAUGGUUUCAGGUCCCGAAGCCUGCUUGCAAGGUGUUGCUAAGAUAAAAGUUCCUUCCACCUUCAUUUUAGCAGGGGAUUCCAAGGAAAAUCUCUUCCUGAAUUAGGAGGGGUCUGCAUCGAAUCCUGAUGAACAGAGCAGGAUUUAACUCAUGCACUCAUCCUCUCACUCAGUUUGACUGUACACCCCUGAUGGUGUAACAGGCACAGGCAGCCAACAUGGCUUUUAAAGAGAGAGGUGAAUAAAUAAAUAAAAUAUACUGUGACUGGGAAUAGAUUCCGUUUUCAGCAUCCCAUUUGAAGUUGAGACCUUCUGCUGGCAAGGCGGGUGCUGUGCCACUGACCUAAUACUUUGGUGUGGUGUUUUUUUUCCCCAGAGGGUUGGUGGGGAUAUGAGAGAGGUACCAUAUAUGGGGAUCUACACCCAUAUUCCUAUUACUUCUGAUUACUAAAUAUUGCAAGUUUUCAUUAUGCUUCAAAAACCUGCCAAAUCUAUUCCACCACAAUAUGCACAUACAUUUUCCUUCUUUUGCUGUUGCAUCUGCCUAUCCGUACCAGAUUCAACUUGCUUUAAAACAACCCUCUGUCUCUAACCCUUGGCUGUAAACAAGCUACAGCACAGAUUGAAGGCGGUGAAUGUCCUGUGUGAGUGUCUGGAGGUGGUUGGAGGAUGGAUGGCGGCUAACGGAUUGAGGUUGAAUCCUGAGAAGACAGAAGUACUCUUUUGGGGGGACAGGGGGAAGGCAGGUGGGGGGCAUGCCCUGGUCCUGAAUGGAGCAACUGUGCCCCUGAAGGACCAGGUGUGCAGCCUGGGCGUCAUUUUGGACUCACAGCUGUCUAUGGAGGUGCAGGUCAAUUCUGUGUCCAGGGCAGCUGUUUACCAGCUCCAUCUGGUACGCAGGCUGAGAUCCUACCUGCCCACAGACUGUCUCGCCAGAGUGGUGCAUGCUCUAGUUAUCUCCCGCUUAGACUACUGCAGUAGUCUACAUGGGACUACCUUUGAAGGUGACCCGAAAACUACAACUAAUUCAGAGUGCGGCAGCUAGACUGGUGACUGGGAGUGGCCGCUCAGACCAUAUAACACCGGUCCUGAAAGACCUACAUUGGCUCCCAGUACGUUUCCGAGCACAAUUCAAAGCGUUGGUGCUGACCUUUAAAGCCCUAAACCAGGGGUCCCCAGACUACGGCCCCCAGGCCGGAUGCGGCCCAAUUGGCCUCCCAAUCCGGCCCGCGACGACCCCCGCCGCCCGCUCUUACGGCGCGCGGCGCGGCGGCGAUCUUCAAAGUCAGCAAAAAAUCGCCGAAAA